UCCGUCAUAUAUCGGGGCGCCCUGGACUGCACAGCACUUGCUAGCUGGUUAGCAAACUUUAAAACAAAGUUACCCAGUAUAGCUCGGCUAUCUGAAACACAGAGAAGACACCGUCACAUUCACUCGAGGUGAACAAGAUGCCUGCAGUCUCUAAAGGGGAUGGGAUGCGUGGCCUGGCCGUAUUCAUCUCUGACAUCAGGAACUGUAAAAGUAAAGAGGCAGAAAUUAAGAGGAUAAACAAAGAACUGGCCAAUAUCCGUUCCAAAUUUAAAGGAGACAAGGCUCUUGACGGCUACAGUAAAAAAAAGUAUGUCUGCAAGCUGCUCUUUAUCUUCCUUCUGGGCCAUGAUAUCGACUUUGGACACAUGGAGGCUGUCAACCUCCUCAGCUCCAACAAGUACACGGAGAAACAAAUUGGUUACCUCUUUAUCUCAGUUCUGGUGAACUCCAACAGCGACCUCAUCCGUCUAAUCAACAACGGCAUUAAGAAUGACCUGGCCAGCCGCAACCCGACCUUCAUGAACCUGGCCCUGCACUGCAUCGCUAAUGUGGGCAGCAGAGAGAUGGCUGAGGCCUUUGCUUCUGAUAUUCCCAGGAUCUUGGUGGCAGGGGACACCAUGGACAGCGUGAAGCAGAGUGCAGCACUGUGUCUGCUGCGACUCAACAGGACGUCUGCUGACCUGGUGCCCAUGGGUGAAUGGACAGCUCGAGUGGUCCAUCUGCUUAAUGAUCAGCACCUGGGAGUGGUAACAGCAGCCACCAGCCUUAUUACCACUCUGGCCCAGAAGAGUCCUGACGACUUCAAAACCUCCAUCUCACUGGCUGUGGCCAGGCUCAGUAGAAUCGUGACUUCCGCAUCCAUCGACCUGCAGGACUAUACGUACUACUUUGUGGCUGCACCAUGGUUGUCUGUCAAAUUGCUGCGCCUGCUGCAGUGCUACCCUCCACCUGAGGAUGCAGCGCUGCGAAGUCGUCUGACAGAGUGCCUGGAGACCAUCCUCAAUAAAGCCCAGGAGCCACCCAAGUCCAAGAAGGUCCAGCACUCCAACGCCAAGAAUGCUGUUCUGUUUGAAGCCAUCUCCCUUAUUAUCCACCAUGACAGCGAGCCCACCCUGCUGGUACGAGCCUGCAACCAGCUAGGCCAGUUUCUGCAGCACAGGGAAACCAACCUCCGUUAUUUGGCCUUGGAGAGUAUGUGCACACUGGCCAGCUCUGAGUUUUCUCAUGAGACAGUAAAGACACAUAUAGAAACUGUGAUCAACUCUCUAAAGACAGAGCGAGAUGUGAGUGUUCGCCAGCGGGCUGUUGAUCUGCUCUAUGCCAUGUGUGACCGCAGCAACGCCAAGCAGAUAGUUGCAGAGAUGCUGAGCUACCUGGAGACUGCUGACUACUCAAUCAGAGAGGAGAUAGUGCUCAAGGUGGCUAUCCUGGCAGAAAAAUAUGCUGUGGACUACACCUGGUACGUGGAUACCAUCCUCAACCUAAUCCGCAUCGCUGGUGACUAUGUCAGUGAGGAGGUGUGGUAUCGUGUCAUCCAGAUUGUCAUAAACCGAGAUGAUGUCCAAGGCUAUGCUGCCAAGACUGUCUUUGAGGCACUACAGGCUCCCGCCUGCCAUGAGAACCUGGUUAAGGUCGGGGGUUACAUCCUGGGAGAGUUUGGUAAUCUAAUUGCUGGGGACUCGCGCUCCAGCCCUCUGGUCCAGUUCAACCUUCUACACUCCAAGUUCCAUCUGUGCUCGGUGCCAACUCGGGCGCUGUUGCUGUCGGCCUACAUCAAGUUCAUCAACUUGUUUCCAGAAGUCAAGGCCACGAUCCAAGAUGUCCUUCGCUCAGACAGCCAGCUCCGCAACGCUGAUGUGGAGCUUCAGCAGAGAGCCGUCGAGUACCUGAGGCUCAGCUGCAUCGCCAGCACUGACAUACUGGCCACAGUCUUAGAAGAGAUGCCUCCAUUCCCAGAGAGAGAGUCUUCAAUCCUGGCCAAGCUGAAGAGGAAGAAGGGCCCGGGCCACCUGCCGGACAUCGACGAUGCCCGGCGGAAUGUCAACGGCAGCACCGAGCACAGCGAGGACACCGAAGCCACAAAAAAAUCUUCUCCUUCACUGAUGGCAGACCUUGUCUCUACCAACAGACCCCGCCCUGCCUCCUCUAGUCCCAUCAUGCUCUCUGCUGCGACCAUGGGUUCCACCCACCCCUUCACAGACCUGCUCAAUCUAAACUCCACCCCUUCACCAGGAGGCAGUCUGCUGGUUGAUGUCUUUUCUGACAGCUCCACCCCUGCAGCCGUAGACGUGUGUGAGGAAAACUUUCCCAGAUUUGUUUGUAAGAACAAUGGUGUCAUCUACGAGAGCCAGCUUUUGCAGAUUGGACUGAAGUCUGAGUACAGGCAGAACCUGGGUCGCAUGUAUGUUUUCUACGGCAACAAGACAUCCACCCAGUUCCUCAGCUUCUCCUCGUCAGUGACCGUUCACGACACGCUCAAGACUCAGCUGAAUGUCCACACUAAGACAGUAGACCCCAUAAUAGAGGCUGGGGCUCAGGUCCAGCAGAUCCUCAACAUUGAGUGUGUGUCAGAUUUCACAGAGGCGCUGGUGCUCAACAUCCAGUUCAGAUACGGUGGAACUCUUCAGAACAUUGCAGUGAAGCUCCCAGUGAUGCUCAACAAGUUUUUUCAGCCCACAGAGAUGACAUCUCAAGACUUCUUCCAGCGCUGGAAACAGCUUGGAGCUCCUCAGCAAGAGGUGCAGAAAAUCUUCAAAGCCAAACACCCAAUGGACAUAGAUGUUGCCAAGGCCAAGAUCUUAGGUUUUGGUGUAGCUCUGCUGGACGGGGUGGAUCCUAACCCCGCAAACUUUGUUGGAGCUGGAGUCAUUCACACUAAGAACACCCAGGUGGGCUGCCUCCUCAGACUGGAGCCCAACACACAAGCGCAGAUGUACCGUCUCACCCUCCGGACCAGCAGGGACUCUGUGUCUCAGAGACUGUGUGAUCUCCUCUCUGAACAGUUUUAGACUCAACCCAGCACCAGCAUUUUUACACCUCUCCUCUCCUCGUCUCACUUUAGUUUGGAAUUGAUGUAUUGUACAGUGUAAAUUGUUUUUUGUUUUUUUAUUUUACUUACUCUACAUUUAAAUGAAGUGAAACGUAUUCUUCACACACAGCUUUACUAAUAUGUCACUGCUUUAAACCGUGUGUGGUUGCUGCUUGGGUACUGCCUUUCUUACUCUAACACUUUGAAGAGUUGGUCAGGAAGCGUUCGUCAGAUUAAGUUAGUUGAAAAUCUCAGUAGGAUGGUAAUCUUACCAGUGAUCUCAGCAGUGAUUUCAGUUGUUCAGAGAGUGUUUCUAUAAGACAUUUAUUCUUGUAGUGAUUCAAAUAUUGCACAGAUCUGGGAAGCUUUCUUGAACUUCUCACCCGUUUUGCACUUAUUAGAUAAAAACAUUAGAUAACAGAAGUAGAUCAAAUAGAUUUAGACAAGAGAAUUUUGACCUUGAUGUCAGAAUUCUUUCUUAUUUCACCAAUUUUACACGUCUGUCAUCUCAGGAGGAAAAGCAAAGCUUUGCAUUGUGGUAUUUUUUUUUUUAGCAAAGAUAGACUUUGCUUCUGUUAUUAUGCAUAAAUUUCACAUAUAGCAUUCAGACACACAGAUAAAAUGGCAUUAAGUAGAAAAUAGAACACUAGGUAGCGCGUGGAUAUCAGUUUCUGAUAGUGAUGGGAUUCAUAGUGUUCCACACAAUUGUGCCUGUGAACUGUUACUUACUGUGAGGAACAGAAAGAGCCUUGAAAUAGAGUACGAGUAUAAUUUGAAGCACUGCCACACUGUCACACUACCUUCACCUGAUUGCAUUUUUUUCACAAAGCACUGCCAACUAGUAAUAUUUCUGUAUUUCAGUAACAUAUUGUGUACGCUCUGUUUUAUGAAAUGUACUCGUAUCAUAAUGGCUUAUUUGAUGUUUAGCAUAGAGACAAAAUCUUCCCACUACAGCCAUUAAAGCAGAGGGAAUAUGACAAUCUACAGUUUUACACUGGGUUGUCAAGACUCCAGCAAGUUUGUGGCCGAAAUAGUCAUAACCAUCUCCUGGCUGUAGCGUCAUAUUUAACAGACACAUAUGAUAUUGUAAGUGAUAUUGAUCCUCUUGAGUAACUCUCAGCAAGAAAAUAAAUAUGGUAUAUACCAAAAUAUUAAUUAGAAUUAGCGUGAAAUUUAGGAAUAAAUGUAAAGAAUUUAAGAGUAAGUCUGUACAUUGUGGUAAGGAUUUGGCCGUUUCAUGAAUAAGGGUCCUGUAAUCUGGACCGGAGAAGCUUUACUGUUACUGGAAUUUUACCACAUCGUUACCAUGUUUCAGCAAUAUGGGCCCACAACCAUUUACUCAUUUCUGUCUUUUAGAGAACAAGGUUUGACAUCAUUUUAAGACCAGUGGGCUUGACCCUUUUGGAAAUCUUGAUAUUGUUUGUUUACCUUUGCCAGGCCCUGGAGAUCCCAGCUGUGCUCCAGAGGGCCAACCAGCCCAGUGUCACGCUGUGCCUUCUGUGUUUUUAUGUAUGUAUGUCAAGGGAUGAAAUUGCUAACAAUGAAUAGAACAAAGUGCAUGUGUAAAUGACCUUUUGACAAUAAGCACUGAUGUUCUUUCCAGCCUGUUUUGGAUACAGUACUGUUGAAAAGUCCAAUGGCUGGAUGUUAAAUGUCAAAGGUGUCACUGGGAGAGACAGCGGCAACAGAUUAGUACCCCAAUCUGCAGUUCUUAAUUCGAAGGGGCAUUUUAGCUUCUUCAGAGUCUUUAUUUACACCUGCAACUUAACUUUUUAUAGCUCAGGACGAUUGGUUUCAUUGGAGUCAUGCUGAGAUGCAGCAGGCAGCUGUGAGAUAACAAAAUAGCUCUGACAGGGUGACAGGUGUCCAACAGCAGACAAAGUUAGCUAGCUGGACACAUGGUGGAGCAUUGUGGCUGCAUGUUUCCUCAAGAGCCGAGGAAGACCUGAACAGAGCUAAGAGGAGACUGAAUACUGGACUUCGGUUUUCUAGGUUGCUGAAAACACAACACCCCAAAAAUGCUAAUGUUGCUCUGAAUUUGCUGAAUAUGUAACUAAGCUUCUGUUUGCUAACAAAUUUGGGCAAAAAUUUUGAAGCAAUUUUAUUGUUUUUUUUAGCCUGGGUCUUGUUUCAUUAUUUUGUCCAGUAUACUCUCGUUAUGGUUCGGUGCACUGUAGGCUGACUUCCCUCUGCUGUGACAGUGUGCUCAGCUGGACCGACUCUACACCAGUGUCCAAAAUAUGAUCCACAGAGGGCUUGAAAACUCAAAUCCAGGCUUAACCAGUUACCAGCCUCAUGUUUUCAGCAUGAACCUAAUUGAACUUAAAGCUCAUAUUAACUGAUUUGAUAGUUCACUCUAAAAGCAACCGAGAGUCAUAUUUCUGUGUUAAAGCGGUGUUCAAGUGGAGUGCAGGGUACGAGGUUUUGCUACAAUAUACUGUAGAUAUUUGGGCCUAAACCUGGACAUUAAGACCUAGCUUUUGUCCUUGGUACCGCAUCCAUCCUGUACGCUCAGUGCUAGCUAUCAGUAGCCAUUCGAACUGCAGACAUCUAACAAUGCUGUUGUUUUUUGUGCCUUCUACGAAGUGUUUGGUCUCUGUGCCAGACGCAGGAUUAUGCUGCAUUUGAAAAAGAAGAAAAAACUGAAAAUGUUGUUGCUAUUUAAAUGUAAUGUCAUUUCAGCAUCCACGUCCAAAAGUUGUUUUACCAAUAAAAAAAAAAUCAGCUUGCAUUUGAAUAGAAAAAACAUGACUAGUUGUACAGUACAUAUUUACAAUGUGCAUACAACAUAACCAAACUGUCAACAUCCCACAAUGCACUUGCAAUGACCUGUGUACAGUUGACUGCAGGGGUCUUUAAUGCAAGUGUCACUGCUGGCUUGCUCUCCUCGAGCACUCCAGAGCACUCAGUCCUGGUUGAGUAGCGCCCUCUAGUGGGCCAAGCUUGCAGACUUUUUUUGUUUUGGAAGCUUGUGAGUCAAAGACAACUGCACCAGUCUGUUUCCAUUUCUGCUAUGCAUCACUUUUAUUCUUGAACUGGUGCCAGUUUCUUUCCUGAUUUCCACUUUACUUGAAACUUGCAGCACAAUUUAUCACUGACACACACAUUACACUUUAACUCCAUUCAGGUCAAAUGAAUGCUCAGUCACCACUUUUCACCAGAACUGAUGGUUCACUUAGUAUGAACACUUAAAGUGACACUUCAAUUUUAUUCCGUGCUCACACUUCAACUUCUCUCAGUACUUUCAUCUUAUUUUACCAGACAUAUGUAACAAUUAUGUAAUGGCAUUUCACAAUUACACACACCAUCAUGGUUUGACCUUGUUGAUGUCAAAGACUCAAUGUAGCAGCGGUUGUAGGUGUUGAAUACUAACAAAAUAAUCCUUGUUAAACUAAAUCAGCUGUCACAGCUACACUCUGUUUUCUGCCAUAUGGGUAUUGCAAUAUAGACAUUUGUUUCUUGCAUGCUGUCUCUGGGUCAUACUUCUGUGUCUGUCUCACACACAAACUGUUCUCGGUCAACGCUCUGACUUGGUCGUCAUGUGAAAGAGGGUUGAGCCAUAGCAGUGGGAAAGGUUUUGGCAGGAUUGCAAUCUGCUUCCAUUUUAAAGCAAUAAUGAAGAAUCUACGGUAAGAACAAAUAGGAAAUAAAACUCACUUUUGGGAGCAGUGUAUGUAACAAAAUGAUCUGAAUACAUUGUGAGAAUUUACAUUGUUGGAGCAAUUCUUUCUUACAGAUGUAUUUUUCAAAAUGUGCAAUGUUACAGUCCUGACAACUUUAAAUACGCAAAUAAUCAGUCAAAAGCACAAUAAUGUUUAU
This is a messenger RNA of Chelmon rostratus (copperband butterflyfish), 6847 nucleotides long. Its product is annotated as AP-2 complex subunit alpha-2. Bases 138 to 3008 code for a protein of 956 amino acids. Gene Ontology annotation, cellular component: membrane coat; AP-2 adaptor complex. NCBI's taxonomy places the organism in Eukaryota, Metazoa, Chordata, Actinopteri, Chaetodontiformes, Chaetodontidae. The transcript is spliced from 23 exons. Gene Ontology annotation, molecular function: clathrin-cargo adaptor activity. Gene Ontology annotation, biological process: clathrin-dependent endocytosis; intracellular protein transport. The record is from RefSeq and is a predicted model, not a curated record.